UGUCAUCUUACACCAAACCUCUCAAAUAAUGGCCCUAAGCUUCAAUGAUGAGAAUUCACUGUUCAACUUCGUUGUGAAAGAGGGAAAUGGUGUCAAAGGUCUGGUGGAGUACUCCGGGCUCACGGAGGUGCCACCUCGGUUCAUCCAACCUCCCAACGAGCGAUUCGACAAGCAGCAAGCAGCCCCAUCAUCUGAAAACAUGAUCAUUGAUCUAUCGGAGCUCGAUGGUCCUAACCACGAUCAAGUGGUCAAGGCCUUAGCCCAUGCUGCUGAAACUCUAGGUUUCUUUCAGGUGGUGAACCAUGGGGUGCCAUUGGAGCUCCUAGACUCGCUUAAAACUGCAACUCACCAAUUUUUUGACCAACCAGCUGAAAAGAAGGCGACAUAUCUCAAGGAGGUGAGUAACAAUCCGAUGGUGAUGUAUUCAACGAGUUUUGUUCCGGAGAAAGAGAAGAUUUGGAUGUGGAGAGACUUUUUUAAGAUGACAUACACCAAUGAUGCUGAUGCCCUUGAGUUUUGGCCUAAUGAAUGCAAGGAAGUAGUACUCGAGUACAUAAAGACAUCAACGGAGAUGGUGAAAAAACUACUACAAGCACUAAUUGAAAAUCUGGGAGUGAAACUAAACGAUUCAGGACUUGAUCCAUUUAUAGGUUCAAAGUCAGUGCACAUGAUCUUCUACCCGAAAUGUCCAAACCCCGAGUUAACUAUAGGAGUUAAGAAGCACUCCGAUAUGGGCACUCUAACAAUGCUUCUACAAGAUGACAUUGGUGGAUUAUACGUUAAAAAAGCAGGUGAAAACGUAUCAUCUGGAAACGAGGAGUGGGUCGAGGUUCCACCCACCCCUGGUGCUCUAGUCAUCAACGUUGGCGAUGUGUUACAGAUUUUAAGCAAUGGAAAGUACAAAAGUGCAGAACACAUAGUGCGAACCACAAGCACUGCAUCAAGAGUGUCGAUUCCUAUAUUCAAUGCUCCGGUUCCUGUAGCAAAAAUAGGACCAUUUCCGGAGCUGGUGGCUCGUGAUGGGGUCGCUAGAUACAAGGAGGUCACAUACAAAGAGUACACGAACAACAUCAUGCAGAAACCCCAUGGAGGAAAGAUGGCUCUUGAAUUCGCGUCUGUUUAAGCUUUUAUUCUCCAUUUUAGUGGAUUUGUUGUUUGUAAUAAAAGAGGAGUGGUGUACUCAAUUCACUGUGGUUUGCAAUUUAUUUACCAAAAUAUAAAAGAAAUUUUGUCAGA
Molecule: messenger RNA, 1236 nt
Organism: Lactuca saligna
Lineage: Eukaryota; Viridiplantae; Streptophyta; Magnoliopsida; Asterales; Asteraceae
Source: the annotation of a GenBank genome assembly